CUUCCGCACGGUUUCGGAGGCUUCUAAAAAAAACCAUGCUCGUCUCACCAGCAUGUCACCAGCCGUGCGUAUGUUUAUAAAUGUUCCCCUGACACUGGCAGUUAUAUUACGGAAUAGGCCUCCUCACUGAGAAUGGCAGCGAUACCUGGAGUGAGGGCUUUCCUCAGCCUCCAUCAAUCAGUGACAUUGUGGCACAGCUUUGGGCUAGUUAAAGUCCAGUUGAGAUCAGCGUGCCUUACCAGGAGGCUUUGCAGCACUUCUACAAAAAAUGAUGACCUGAAGCUGUCAGUGAAUCCAGAGAAUGAAUCUCUGCUGGAGAACCUAAAUCUCCUGGGAGUUGAUGUGAAGAUGGCACGCCGGCGUCAGCCUGGGGUGCUUCGUAAGGCCUUCACUAACGAGCAAGGCCUCGCCCAGUUUCUGCAAGGCAAAGGUGCCAGCCGCAAAGUAAUCGCCAGCAUCAUAUCCCGUUAUCCUCGUGCUAUCACCCGCUCGAUGGAGCACAUGGAACAGCGCUGGGACCUAUGGAGGAACAUCUUCAAGACGGAUGCAGAAAUUGUAACCAUUCUGGAUCGUUCGCCUGAGUCUUUCUUCCGAUCCAGCGACAAUGGGAACUUGGAGAAGAACAUAGCUUUUCUGAUAUCCCUGGGACUAAACACCAAAGACCUCCAUCGGCUGCUGACCACAGCGCCGCGGACAUUCUCCAACAGUUUAGAGCUUAACAGGCAGAUGGUGGAGUUUCUGGAAGACAUCUAUUUAGAGCUCGGUGGGAAGAGUCCAGAGCAGUUUGUCAAAGCUGUCAUAUCCAGAAACCUAUACAUUCUCAUCCGAAGCACAAAGAGAGUCAAGGCAAACAUCGAUAACCUGAGAGCGUCUCUUAAACUGAGCGAUUCAGAGUUGCUGGGUCUUCUGCAAGGCCCUGGAGCAGAAAUUCUGGACCUUUCAAAUGAGUAUCUGAAAAAGAAUUUUAACAGCCUUCAGCAGAAGAUGGCUUCACUUGGCUGUCAGAAUUCUGAUUUUAAAAAACUGAUCAUUAGCUAUCCAAUGGUUCUGUAUAUUGGGCCGGACACAUUGAGCUCUAAACUGGACUGUCUUCUGAAAGGAGGAAUAACAAUGAAGCAGAUACUGGAGAAGCCCAAGGUUUUGGACUACAGCACACAGAACAUUACAGGAAGAUUAGAGGAACUGCAGAAAGUGAGAUAUGACUUCAGGAAGAAUGGCAUCAACAUUCUGGACUCCAGCCGAAAGCGGUUUGCUGCAAAGAUAGAAAAACUUAGUGCCUCAACAGAUGAAUGAAUGCAGCUGCUUGUAAAGUUAGAUUAUGUUGGAGGCUGUUUUAACUUGAGAUUGGGAUCAGGAUAAUCUGGAUUCUGGUUCCAAUAUUAAGUAAUUAAACCUGUCACUAAAAUGUAAUCUCUUGCAAUAUUUCAGAAUAUAUUUUUGUAAAUGAGUCUACAUGUGAAGAUGCAAUCUCGAAAUAAAAGUGAUUUAAUAACA
Molecule: messenger RNA, 1494 nt
Organism: Toxotes jaculatrix (banded archerfish)
Lineage: Eukaryota; Metazoa; Chordata; Actinopteri; Toxotidae
Product: transcription termination factor 1, mitochondrial
Exons: 2
Coding region: 133-1293 (386 amino acids)
Biological process (GO): regulation of DNA-templated transcription; termination of mitochondrial transcription
Cellular component (GO): mitochondrial matrix
Molecular function (GO): double-stranded DNA binding
Source: RefSeq, a predicted model, not a curated record